AUGGGAAGGAAGAAGGCGAGUCGUUCUGCUAAUUCCCCAUUCUCCAAUCAGUCAUUCCCAUGGAUGCGUAAAAACACCACUUUCAAAUCCGAGGCAAAAAAGGGUAGAGCAUUAUGGGGAGAUUCAAGUUGGACAACUACUUUUUGUAACCUUUGUGUGGAACAGAUUGAAGCCGAGAAUAGAACAAAAGGUGCUGCCUUUAGUCCCAAAGUUUGGACCAUUUUGGUGACCAAAUUUUGUGAUGAGACCGGUCUAAACUAUGAUAAGGAUCAAUUAAAAAGUAGGUGGAAUGUAUUAAAAGUUGAUUGGAGAGUGUGGGAACAAUUGAAGAGUCAUGACACAGGUUUAAGUUGGAAUGCAGUGAAGGGAACAAUUGAUGCUAGUGAUGAUUGGUGGGACCGGAAGUUGAAGGACAUACCCAAAGCUACAAAAUUUCAGUAA
Quercus lobata is the source of this 441-nucleotide messenger RNA. RefSeq names its product L10-interacting MYB domain-containing protein-like. The record is from RefSeq and is a predicted model, not a curated record. The coding region runs from base 1 to 441 and encodes 146 amino acids. The transcript is spliced from 3 exons. Lineage: Eukaryota; Viridiplantae; Streptophyta; Magnoliopsida; Fagales; Fagaceae.